Molecule: messenger RNA, 2141 nt
Organism: Syzygium oleosum
Lineage: Eukaryota; Viridiplantae; Streptophyta; Magnoliopsida; Myrtales; Myrtaceae
Product: folate synthesis bifunctional protein, mitochondrial-like
Exons: 4
Coding region: 459-1997 (512 amino acids)
Biological process (GO): tetrahydrofolate biosynthetic process
Molecular function (GO): 2-amino-4-hydroxy-6-hydroxymethyldihydropteridine diphosphokinase activity; dihydropteroate synthase activity
Source: RefSeq, a predicted model, not a curated record
UUCCAUCACCGAGGAGGCUACCACGCUUUUAGCAAAACCACCCACAACUCUCCCAGUAGAAUCUCGGCAGAUCCCGGCAACGGCACCCACCCUCUCGCCUUCGACGAUUGACCCGUCGAUGUUUAGUUUUAAUCCGCCGGUCUCUGGAGGAGUCCACGAAACAGGUGAGUUCCCCUUUCGCUUUUCUCUGUUGAUCACUUUGGGGUUCCAACGCUUGAAGUUUUUGUCUAAGGCACAUGCUUCGUCGACUAUCAAGCUUGGAUCUGGACUUCGAUUCUGAAAGAUGACUCUGUUUCGAGCCAACCAAAUUUUCCACAAUACCCCGGCGACCAGCUCAGGUGACGUCGCAAAGUAAGAAGAGAUGCUCCACUGACUCAGGGGUUUGGCUGCAAACAGGGCAAAGGGGAUCUGGCGUUAUUGUUCUCUUGCACAGGUUCUCACGAGUUGUGUGCUUCCUGAUGAAUGUCUUCAAGCAGGUAUUACCGGCCAAACGCCGUAUUGCCGGUGCCUUCAAGUAUGGUGCAGCAUUCUCCUUAUGCUUCCGCCGCUCGUCCUCGGAUACCGUCAUGGAGGUUCAUUCUCAAGAGCAGGAAGUCAUAAUCGCUCUAGGCAGCAAUGUGGGUGACAGACUCAACAAUUUCAACGAAGCUUUGGACUUGAUGAAGAAGUCUGGUCUACGCAUUACAAGGCAUGGUUGUUUGUACGAGACAGCGCCUGCUUAUGUCACCGAUCAACCUCAGUUUCUGAACUCUGCAGUGAGAGCCGUCACAACUCUCGCUCCCCAUGAAUUACUACACCAACUUAAGAAGAUCGAAAAGGACAUGGGUCGCACAAAUGGGAUCAGGUAUGGCCCGAGGCCAAUUGACCUGGACAUAUUGUUCUAUGGGAAGUUUAGAAUUAACUCUGACACACUUGUAGUCCCUCAUGAGAGAAUAUGGGAGAGACCAUUUGUGAUGGCUCCGCUGAUGGAUUUGAUUGGAUCAACUGUUGACAGUGAUGUAGUGGCGUCUUGGCAUUCUCUGUCGAUGCAUUCAGGCAGUCUUUAUGAAUCGUGGAAUAAACUGGGUGGUGAAUCUUUGAUUGGGAAGGAAGGACUCAAAAGAGUUUUACCUAUAAGAAAUGACCUCCUUUGGGACUGGUCGGAGAGAACAUUUGUGAUGGGUGUUCUCAACCUAACGCCAGAUAGUUUUAGUGAUGGAGGGAAGUUCCAAAGCGUGGAAGCUGCGGUUUCCCAGGUCCGUUUGAUGAUUUCGGAGGGGGCAGAUAUGAUUGAUCUCGGGGCCCAAUCUACCAGACCUAGGGCAGAUCGGAUUUCUCCAAGAGAAGAAUUAGAGAGAUUGAUUCCAAUUUUAGAAGCUGUCCUGGAAAUGCCUGAGAUGGAGGGGAAGCUCAUCUCCAUUGACACAUUUUACUCGGAAGUCGCUUCAGAAGCAGUGAGCAAGGGGGCACAUAUCGUAAAUGAUGUAUCCGCAGGGACGUUGGACAACAACAUGAUUCCUGUUGUCGCUGAUCUUAAGGUUCCUUAUGUUGCGAUGCACAUGAGGGGGGAUCCGUCUACUAUGCAAAAUAGAGAAAACCUCCAAUACGACGAUGUGUGCAAGCAGAUUGCAUCCGAGUUGUUUACUAGAGUGAAAGAUGCCGAAUUAUCUGGUAUACCAGCUUGGAGAAUAAUCGUGGACCCAGGAAUCGGAUUCUCAAAGAACACUGAACAUAAUGUGGACAUCCUCGUGGGAUUACCAGCCAUUCGAGAAGAACUUGCGAGAAAAAACUUGGCUCUCUCUCAUACCCCUUUACUGAUAGGUCCUUCUAGGAAAAGAUUUCUAGGUGACAUUUGCGCUCGUCCGAUUGCCCCGGAGCGCGAUGCAGCAACGGUUGCUGCUGUCACUGCCGGAGUACUUGGUGGUGCAAAUAUCGUAAGGGUUCAUAAUGUCAGAGAUAACUCAGAUGCUGUGAAGCUCUGUGAUGUGAUGCUGAAAAGGAGGAGCUCCACUGCAUAGUACAUCCGGCCUGCUUCUGUCCAUCGAUUUAGGGUGUGUAUUUUUCGGGAAAACUUCGUGAUAAUGGAAAAUGCUUUUCGAGAAAUUUUAUAUAGACAUUUUCUCAUUUUCAGGUUAGGGAAUUCAUUUUCCUAACUUUAAGCA